Linderina pennispora is the source of this 813-nucleotide messenger RNA. RefSeq lists its product as uncharacterized. Gene Ontology annotation, biological process: phospholipid biosynthetic process. Gene Ontology annotation, cellular component: membrane. The record is from RefSeq and is a predicted model, not a curated record. The coding region runs from base 1 to 813 and encodes 270 amino acids. The transcript has 4 exons. Gene Ontology annotation, molecular function: phosphotransferase activity, for other substituted phosphate groups. Lineage: Eukaryota; Fungi; Kickxellomycota; Kickxellomycetes; Kickxellales; Kickxellaceae.
AUGUGGCUGUACUCGACCUUUGACAACGUCGACGGAAAGCAGGCGCGGCGGACAGGCACAUCGAGCCCGCUGGGCGAGCUGUUUGACCAUGGCUGCGACGCGUUGAACUGCACGAUUGCGGGGAUCGUCGAGGCCUCGGCGUUUGGAUGCGGAAUUUCUUGGCAGACAGUGACCAUUAUUUUCCUGACCACAUCGACAUUCUUCCUCUCGACCUGGGAGGAGUACCACACGGGCGUCCUGACGUUCGCCGUGUUCGCGUGCUUUGCGUCGGGAAUCUGGGGCCCGGGAUCUGGCAUGUUCAUGGAUGCUGCACUGUUCGUUACUGUCCUGGCCGCUGUCUUUGGCCACUACGGCGUGUGCUGCUGGAACGUGUACAAGGCAUGCAAGGAGCAGAACCGCAGCUUCGCUGCCACCCUGCCCCAGCUCCUCCAGUACGUCGCCUACGCAACCAGCUGCUACGUCUGGCUGACCACCUCGGUCAGCAUCUUCCACAACAACCACCUGGUGCUGUUCCUCGUCACCUCGGGCAUCGUGUUUGGCCGCAUUGUGAGCAAGAUCAUUCUUGCGCACCUCACCGAGAUGCCGUUCCCGUCCUACACCGUUCAGAUGGUUCCGCUGGUCGUCGGCGCCGCACUCUCGUUCUUUGGUUUGUUCUCGGCCAGGACCGAGCUUUUGUUCCUGGUCAUUUCGUUCCUGUUCGUCACAGUCGCGUACUUCCACUGGGCCCUGGUCGUCAUUGAGCGUUUCUGCGAGUUCCUCGGCAUCAACUGCCUCACCAUUGCACCCCGUAAGAAUCGAAAGAAGGCAGAGUAA